AUGUUCAAGGCGGAUGCUGAAGACACUUCGAAGAGCAUCUUGAAAUGGCUAAAACUUUUGCGAGUUGCUCGAUCAGGAGAGCCGUGGAGUUGCUUGUUCACGCGGGAGUUGAAGCGAACGCCGGGAUCACCAGUAGCAACAGCAGCAGGUUGGCUCUCGGACGAUACAGCGCACGGGUCAGUGGUCAGCAGUUGUGUAGCUGGAGAACCAGGCUCAUUGGUCAAAGCAGCUGAAGGGGAUCUCAGUUGGAGGAUCGAUUAG
Molecule: messenger RNA, 261 nt
Organism: Gongylonema pulchrum
Lineage: Eukaryota; Metazoa; Nematoda; Chromadorea; Rhabditida; Gongylonematidae
Source: the annotation of a GenBank genome assembly